Haliaeetus leucocephalus (bald eagle) is the source of this 960-nucleotide messenger RNA. Its product is annotated as gap junction delta-2 protein-like. Gene Ontology annotation, cellular component: connexin complex. Bases 1 to 960 code for a protein of 319 amino acids. Gene Ontology annotation, biological process: cell communication. The transcript has 2 exons. NCBI's taxonomy places the organism in Eukaryota, Metazoa, Chordata, Aves, Accipitriformes, Accipitridae. The record is from RefSeq and is a predicted model, not a curated record.
AUGUCCAAGUCCAACCCAGAUCUCCAGGAUCCCCAUGUCCAGGUAGGACCCACAAGUCUGGGUCUAGGUAGGACCCAUGUGUCAGGGUCUGGGCAGUCGCACCUCCUUCCCCCCUCCCUCCUCUCGAGCAGGAUCCUGCUGACGGUGGUGGUGAUUUUCCGUAUCCUGAUCGUGGCCAUCGUGGGAGAGACGGUGUACGAGGACGAGCAGACCAUGUUCAUGUGCAACACGCUGCAGCCUGGCUGCAACCAGGCGUGCUACGACAAAGCCUUCCCCAUCUCCCACAUCCGCUACUGGGUCUUCCAGAUCAUCCUGGUCUGCACCCCCAGCCUCUGCUUCAUCACCUACUCCGUCCAUCAGUCGGCCAAGCAACGGGAACGGCGCUACUCCUUCCUCUACCCACUCUUGGAACGGGACGGUCGUGAAACCAAGAAGACCAAGACGAUCAAUGGGGUGCUGGCACCCAGCCCGGAGGUGGGCUGCAAGGAAGAACCCGACUGCCUGGAGGCAAAGGAGCUACCCGGCCCGCCGCCGCGACCCCCCCGCAGCUCCAAAACCAAACGACAAGAAGGCAUCUCCCGUUUCUACGUCAUCCAGGUGGUCUUCCGCAACGCCCUGGAGAUCGGUUUCCUAGCUGGGCAGUAUUUCCUCUACGGAUUUAACGUGCCGGCCAUCUUCGAGUGCGAUCGUUACCCUUGCGUCAAAGAGGUGGAGUGUUACGUCUCGCGACCCACCGAGAAGACCGUCUUUUUGGUCUUCAUGUUCGCCGUCAGCGGUGUUUGCGUCCUCCUCAACCUGGCCGAGCUCAACCACUUGGGUUGGCGCAAGGUCAAAGCUGCCGUCCGGGGGGUGCAGGCGCGUCGCAAAUCCUUGGUGGAAGUGCGCAAGAAAGACCUUUCCCCCCCAGUCCCUGCGCCUGCGCUUGGCCGGACACAGUCCAGCGAGUCCGCCUAUGUCUGA